CCUACACCAUGGAGGAGGUACAGAGGCUGGGGAAUGACGAGUCUCUCCUGGCUGAAGUCAGGACUCUACAGGACCAGCUCAGCUGCCGGGACACCUUCAUGUUGGGAUUCACUUCGGGAAGUACCGGCCAGCCGAAGUGUGUUGAGCUGAGCACUUACGCUAUUCAUAACAACAUCCGUUUUAUCGGCAAGGCUAUCGGUAUGCCGAAAGAGGGAACAGCACUCUACCCGUACCUGACAUUCCGGUUCGCUGUGAUCUACCCCUUCACGGCGGGGUGUGCACUGGUUGUUCCUGCAAGCUCGUCACCGUCGUCUCGAGAAAUGUUGGAAAUACUCCAAGAGGAGAAGUGCAAGGCGAUCGGCAUAUUAUAUCUGAAAGAAUGCCAUGGCUUGUUUCAUGAUCCACACCUCGGUGAUUACGACCUGUCUUCGCUUGACCGAGUGCUUGUCACCGGCAAUGUUAUGCCAAAGAGUCUAGUUGAUUAUGCUGCCAAAGUCCUGCCGAAUGCAACGAUGUUUGUUGGCUACGGUGGAACAGAGUUCAUGUUUGUGGCAUCAACGUCAGCCGAGAAGGUCGCGGAAGGGAAAGGAUCCACAGUGGGCAAGCUGUUACAGCAUACCGAGAUGCAGCUUGUGGACAAAGACGGCCAGGUUGUACCAUUAGGGCACGAGGGGGAGGUGUAUGUGAGAGCGUACUCUUUGUUUAACCGGUAUCGUGGAGACGAGGAGAAAACAGCAAAGGCGAUGACAGCUGACGGAUGGUACAAAACAGGUGAUGUCGGUGUUCUCGAUGAAGGAGUCGUCCUCAAGCUUUUUGGCAGAGUUUCGGAUAUGAUAAUCAGGAAUGCCUUUAACGUUCACCCGACUGCCGUUGAGUCACCUUUGUCAAAGCAUCCGAAGGUGCAAGAUGUCAGGGUUUUUGGCGUGCCUGAUCCGGCCAGUGUGGAGGAGAUCUGCGCAUGUAUCAUCCUGAAGGAAGGACAAACCGCGGACUCCCAGGAGAUGACGAAGUUCUGUGCAGAGAUCGGGCUCGUUCCGAUAGAAAUGCCCGGCUAUUUCCUCUUCAUGGACGAGUUUCCGAUGACGCGGACACUACGCAAGGUUGACCGGAAGAAGUUGAGACUGAUCGCCAUGGAGAAGCUUGGUCUGAAGGAGGAGGCCUGAUGGUCUCAAGCCUGCCGGGUUCACUAUUGCAAAGUGGUUUAUAUCAACAUGUCGACACAAAUGUUAAAGUGCCAUUCGUAAAGGGAAAAUUAAACUACCUCGGGGAAAAAUCACGUCUUUUUUUUAAUUCUAGUGAUAAAUUGACCUACUAAAUGGUAGCCCAAAUCAAUGUUUGAUAUGAACUAACAUUGAGCAGAACUGGAACAACAUCUCAGGUCCAUGAUAGGACUGUUCAUCAAACGUGUGGUAUAUGUAACAAAGAAAGAGAAGCACAUUCAUUUUCGUAUAAGAUUUAAUCAAACUGUGCAAAUGACGACUUAAUUUGCCUUAUCAAUGAGAAAAUGCGAUUGUUGUUUACAAAUAAUGGUUCAUCUUUGUGACAUUUGGGAUCAUUUUUGAUUAAGUAUAUUACUAACUUCUUUGCAUGAUUUAAGAGAAAAUGUUAGAAUAGCGUUCUUUGUUAAGAUGAGACUGAUACUUUGAACAACUUGUGUUGGGUGGAGACGAUAAGAAACUGAUACAAUUUAUGCAAAUAAAGAUCUU
Molecule: messenger RNA, 1706 nt
Organism: Branchiostoma floridae (Florida lancelet)
Lineage: Eukaryota; Metazoa; Chordata; Leptocardii; Amphioxiformes; Branchiostomatidae
Product: medium-chain acyl-CoA ligase ACSF2, mitochondrial-like
Exons: 13
Coding region: 9-1163 (384 amino acids)
Biological process (GO): fatty acid metabolic process
Molecular function (GO): medium-chain fatty acid-CoA ligase activity
Source: RefSeq, a predicted model, not a curated record